AUGUUCCCAAAUACUUCUGUCUGGAUGAUGAGAGAGAAAAAGAUUAUUAGGACUCUCGAGAGCUCAAGAAGAGCCAUUGAUAGUCAACGGGACGCUCCUAUGCUCCCAAAAACGAAUCUUGUCAAAUAUCUCGCCGCUUACCAACAACAGCUGUUGGCUGUGUCUGGAAUCAACCUUCCUCCGGCUAUGUUACCAAAAAUCCCACCAACAUCUCCAAAAUCAGUUGAAGGGGUCCCUGAUUUCCAAAGGCGGCUUUGGGCAGCAUGUAGAUGCACGAAUACGCGGCUCUACCAAAACGGAAAUCCUAUGUUCGGUUCGAAAUUCUUGUUCAACAAGUUCAACGGUGGCUUCCCCAUGAAAGUGGAAAAAUGUCCCAUUGAUGGCUUUCGAUUCUAUAAGAUGAACUUUGAAGGCUCCCAGAAAGAUGCUCAAGAAUACUGGCGAGCGCUUACACGGGAUAGAAAAAGGAUAUGGAAAAGCAGAGCUGUGGAAGUCAGGGACGAGCAAGUCAAGCAGCUGCUGAUAGGGAUAAUUAGAAUUGGAUGA
Molecule: messenger RNA, 546 nt
Organism: Caenorhabditis briggsae
Lineage: Eukaryota; Metazoa; Nematoda; Chromadorea; Rhabditida; Rhabditidae
Exons: 4
Coding region: 1-546 (181 amino acids)
Source: RefSeq, a predicted model, not a curated record